GCCUAGUUCAGUUUAAAAUUUUCUUCUUAAAACAAUUAAUUAAAUUAAAAAGUGCUUUAGCUUCGGAAAGUGAAUUCUACGCUACGAUGGGCGACGAACGCGGCACAAGAGUUUACGUUGGUAACUUGACUGACAAAGUAAAGAAAGAACAGUUGGAAGAAGAGUUCACACGAUUCGGAAAGCUUAAUUCCGUGUGGAUUGCACACAACCCUCCAGGCUUCGCAUUCAUCGAAUUCGCCAACAAGGAUGAAGCUGAAUCUGCAUGCGACAGCUUGAACGGUCAAGAGUUAUUAGGAUCGAAAUUACGCGUUGAAAUUUCAAAAGGACGUUCACGGGGACCUCGCGGAGGUGGUCGAGGUGGUGGUGGACGGUUCAGUGAUAGACGCGGUUCUGGGGGCGGUGGUUUUAGACGCGAGGGUGGCGGACGAUUUAAUGACCGUAAUUCAGGUGGGGGAGGUUUCCGUGGAGGUAGAGGGUCGGGAGGGUUUAGAUCAGGUGGGGAUCGUUAUGGGGGUUCAUCGUCCGGUCCACGGUCUUAUGAACGUCGCGAUAACUUUGGCUCAGGUGGUGGUGGCGGUUCGGGAUAUCGUUCAAGCGGGUCUGGCAGAUCUUAUGACCGUUCAAGAAGCCCACAAGGUGGCCGCAGAUUCUAA
Messenger RNA from Clunio marinus, 653 nucleotides. The record is from the annotation of a GenBank genome assembly. Lineage: Eukaryota; Metazoa; Arthropoda; Insecta; Diptera; Chironomidae.